Messenger RNA from Setaria italica (foxtail millet), 1936 nucleotides. RefSeq lists its product as uncharacterized. Lineage: Eukaryota; Viridiplantae; Streptophyta; Magnoliopsida; Poales; Poaceae. The transcript is spliced from 3 exons. The record is from RefSeq and is a predicted model, not a curated record. Bases 97 to 1623 code for a protein of 508 amino acids.
ACACGAAACUGAAGAAAAGCCGGCUGAUUGAACCGAGCCCACCCAACCCCAACCCAACCUGCCCCCCAUCCGCCUAGCCGCCGGCGAUCGCCGGAGAUGUCAUGGCUCGCCCGCUCCCUCGCCACAUCCUUCAACCUUCCCGACGAUUCGGGCGCCGACGAUGACCCCGACGCCGACGCCGCGGCCAAUCCCACCCCUUCCCCCUCCGCGCGCAUCCCGCCGCCGCCGCCGCUACCUCCUCACCCGCAGCAUUCUGAGGGCGUCAAGGAGGACCUCACCGAGCUUUCCAAAACCCUGACCCGCCAGUUCUGGGGCGUCGCCAACUUCCUCGCGCCACCGCCCGGGGAGACCUCGCCGUCGCCGUCGCCCUCCCCUCAAUCGGCGGGGGUUCAAUCCGGCGAUGCGGGGACGCCGCCUGAGAUCGCCGGGAUCCGGAACGACUUCGCGGAUAUUGGCGGGAGGUUCAGGAGCGGGAUCUCCCGGAUCUCAAGUCACAAGGCCGUGACUGGGUUCUCUAAGAUGGCCUCCAAUUUCUUCGCUCCUGAAGGCGACGAGGAGAGCGAGUGGGAGGAAGAGCGGAGGCGACGGAUUAGGUAUGAGGUGGGAGAGGAGGCGGUAGGGCACGAGGUGGACGGCGACGAGGAGUGGCAUCAGUGGGAGGAGAGGGUAAGACUUGAGGUGGAAGAUGACCGGGUAGGGCAUGAGUUGGUAGAUGGCCAUGAGUUGGAGAUGGAGAGAGGAAAGCACGAAGAGGAUGGCGAAUUGGAGCUGCAGAGAGUAAGGCACGAGGAGGGUGGUCAAUUCGGGGAGCAGAGAGUAAGGCAUGAGGAGGGUGGUGAAUUGGAGGGCCAUGGGCUAGGGCAUGAGGAGGAAGAAGUGGAGGAGGACUGGGAUGUGAUUGGGAUCACUGAGGAGGUGCUUGCAUUCGCCACAAACAUUGCCAGGCACCCAGAAACCUGGCUUGACUUCCCGCUGCUGCCUGACGAUGAUGAGUCUGAUGGACCAUUCUCAUAUUUUGACAUGUCUGAUGCUCAACAAGAGCAUGCCUUGGCUAUUGAGCAUCUUGCUCCCAGAUUGGCAGCUUUACGGAUUGAACUAUGCCCAAUCCAUAUGAGUGAAGAAUGUUUUUGGAAAAUUUACUUUGUUCUUCUACAUCCUAGACUAAACAAGCAUGAUGCUGAACUUCUUUCUACACCACAGAUUGUGGAAGCUAGAGCAAUGCUUAUGCAACGUUUGCAAUACCAGUCGAAGCUUGAAACUGAGCAGCUAGGUCAUCAUAGGGAUGAUCUUGGAGUUCAGUUACGAGAGGAUGCCUUGAAAGAUGGUACAGAGGCAUUCCCAUUCGUGCGGCAGGAAACUGCUUCUGUCAUGCCCAUAACAGAAAUUGAGAUUGAGAAGCACCCUAUCCAUGUAACUGAAGUUGCAGUAGUGGACAAAUCAGUCAUCAAAGAGGAGCUGCCCAAGGAUCAUACGGAGACCUCAAAUGUUCUGCAAGAGGCCUUUGAUGACGACAUAGAUGAUUGGUUCGACGAAGAGGCCGACCUUGCUGGGCACCCAACUAUCCACAUAGGUGACGAGGAAGAUGUGUCUUUUAGUGACUUGGAAGAGGAUGAUGUGAAAUGAUUUAUUUGCGAACCUUUGACCUGUGUAGUGGACCCGUCAAACGAACCUGUGUAUUGGAAACUGGGCCUCUCUGGUGUACAAGAAAAUAGAGAGGUGAAAGUUGUCCGUGGAAAGAGUACGGUGUACAAUGAAACCCGAGCGGCUUUGUUUUGCUUCCAUGCUGCCGGGAAACGCACUGUGAUCUUACCGCUCGUAACGUGGCGGUUCAAUAGCAUUACGGUUUGUAAUUUUAUUCAUACUCUUGUGUACAUAAGCAUUCGUGAUGUUACAAGUUCAGAACAAUAAAGUUUCAUUCGUUGGUUGGUUGGUCAAA